This is a messenger RNA of Drosophila innubila, 452 nucleotides long. RefSeq lists its product as uncharacterized. Gene Ontology annotation, biological process: protein folding. Gene Ontology annotation, cellular component: prefoldin complex. The record is from RefSeq and is a predicted model, not a curated record. The transcript has 2 exons. Lineage: Eukaryota; Metazoa; Arthropoda; Insecta; Diptera; Drosophilidae. Bases 1 to 399 code for a protein of 132 amino acids.
AUGUCGCAAGCAGACGUGAAUAAAGGUAUCGAGAUUAUAAACAAAACCGAGGAGCUGGCCGAUAAGAUCCUGGCCAACAAGCAGGAGCUGACUGUCAUGGACAAGCGUCGCCAGCAGAAUCGGGAGGCAUUGCGUCUGUUGGAAAAGUCAGAGGAGCCAAAAGUUUGGAUUACCGUGGGCAGCAUGCUGGUCAAGAUGAAGCUGGAAAAAGCAACGCAGCUGCUCAAGAAAGAUCAGCAACAAAUAGAACAAGAAAUCAAUAAGAUUUAUUCCGAGCAAAAGAUUUUGGUUAACAGACAUCGCGACGUGGAAUACAGAUCCCCCUUUUCGGGCACCCACUUAAAGCCCUUGGCUCGCAAGGAAUUUGACGCCUUAAAAGCAAAUUUGCCUAUGCUUUAAUUAAUACUAAGCUAAGUUAUAGUUUAAAUAGUAAUAAAGUUUAUUUCUAAACA